AUGGAUAUCUGGGUGCAAUCUGCUGGUGGAAAGAAAAAAGGAAGAGUCAAAGGUCAUGUAUCCUUAGGUCGAACUGUAAAGACAUUGAAGCAAUCAACAUCAACUUUGCCUGAAGAUAUUGAUGAGAUGAUUAAGUCACAGAUAAAUGCUUCAAAUGCUGAUUUUUAUGCUCAGUUGCAGAAUGAGCGGCACAAAAAUAAGAAGAUGAGAAAGGAAUUAGACUUGUUGAUGAAGCAUGUAUACAAGAAAUCAUUUUCAAAUGAGCAAUCAUCUCAAGAAGACAACCAAACUUAUGAGAAUGAAAGUGAUGAUGACUCUAAUAGCAUGAAUGAAAGAGAUUCUAACCCUGAUAACGUGAAUGGAAGUGAUCAUAAUUAUGGUUGA
Messenger RNA from Solanum verrucosum, 384 nucleotides. RefSeq lists its product as uncharacterized. The transcript has a single exon. Bases 1 to 384 code for a protein of 127 amino acids. The record is from RefSeq and is a predicted model, not a curated record. NCBI's taxonomy places the organism in Eukaryota, Viridiplantae, Streptophyta, Magnoliopsida, Solanales, Solanaceae.